AUGAAGAAGCCUUUACACGUAGCACCCUUACGGCUGCAACGGAUGUUGGUCCAACUCCAGCGCUUUCCAGGAAUAAAUGUGGUAUACAAGCGUGCAGACAGCCUAUAUUUAGCAGAUGCUCUGUCUCGAGCCCAUUUGGAAGAAGAGCUGACGAAUGCUCAGCAAUUGGAUAUAAACCUCGGAGAGGAUGUUAUCUCUGACCACCAGUUGGCCCGUUUCGCUAAAGCAACUGAGGAAGAUGCGAUUUUGUCUGACCUGCAACAAGGAAUGAUCGUUAAGGGACAAAAGAUUGUUGUACCAGGUAGCUUGAGAAAGGAGAUGCUUGGGAAACUGCAUGAGGGACACCUGGGUAUCAACAAGACAAUAGCGAGAGCGUGGGACGUAUUGUUCUGGCCGAGGACGAGUGUGGAGAUAACCAAGAAAAUUGAAAACUGUCCCAUAUGUUUAGAAAUUCGACUAAGUCAGCAGCCUGAACCUUUGAAGUCGCAUGAGAUUCCACCAUUGCCUUGGGCUAAGGUUGGUACAGAUAUUCUACACAAGAAUGGUCGGAACUACCUCGUUACUGUCGAUUAUUACUCCAAAUGGCCAGAAAUAACUUUACUCCCGUCAAUGAAAAGUGCCGGAAUAGUUACAGCUCUUAAAUCCCAGUUCGCAAGAUAUGGAGUCCCUUCGGUUGUCGUUUCUGACAAUGGCCCCUGUUACAACUCUGCAAUAUUUAGGAAGUUUUCAGAAGACUGGAGUUUUGAACACAUCACUUAA
Stylophora pistillata is the source of this 759-nucleotide messenger RNA. RefSeq lists its product as uncharacterized. The record is from RefSeq and is a predicted model, not a curated record. NCBI's taxonomy places the organism in Eukaryota, Metazoa, Cnidaria, Anthozoa, Scleractinia, Pocilloporidae.